AUGACAGGUCCGCCCAACAUCGCUUCCCUACCUCUAGAGACUGUGCUGCGCAUAUGCCGUGUCAUAUCGUCAGAUGGAGGCCCCGGUCCCGCCAUCGGCCGUGAUCUCACUGCAAUCGCUCUUACUUGCCGUUCGCUGAACGAGCCUGCUUUGGACACGCUCUGGCACUCGAUUCGCUCACUCGCCCCGCUACUGCGCACGCUCCCCGAGGAUUUGUGCAUUGUCGCCCCUUUCUUCAACAACAGUGUCGAUGGACGUAUCCCACGCGCAAAAUCCCAGUUGGUAAUCCUUCGCGCUCCCGUGCCGAGAGACCUUUCGCGCUUCUCCACGUAUUCCAGGCGGGUCAGAAGGCACGGCUUUCCUCGGGUUACACACGACUUCUUCGCUGGAGAAACGCUACCGCCUGGCGAGGAGUACGCCUUAGCAUCUUCCCACCACAUCCCCUACGCAAUCUGGGACUUCCUGUUGGCCUUCGGGCCUCAGCCACUCCUUCCAAAUCUGCAGUCCGUGUAUCACAACGAGUGGGCCCUCCAUAUGGGCUUAGGCUGGCGCGGGACCCCAUAUCACUCGGCCGAGCUCUUGUUCGGGCCCAAGCUGCAGAAAGUCGAAAUCGCCCGUAUCAUCGAUCCGCGCGGAGACCCCGAUCAUACCACGACGCUCAUCCGUAGCCUGUCAAAUGUCGCGACCUCCUUGGAGGAGCUCAUCAUCGAGGUCGAACCCAACAACCACGACUUCUUCCCCGAAGCCAGAUUGCUGUAUGGAGCAGACAUCCGCUUCUUUCAAAGCCUUACGAGCUUCAGCAGUCGCUCUGUGUGUAUCGCACCAGAUGCUCUGCUCGCUCUAGGCCAGCUACCAUACCUGGAGUCACUGCUACUGCACGUGGAUCCCACGAAGUACGCCUGGGACGCAUUGCUUCACGGAAGGUGUGCCGACCUCUACCCUGCCCUUCUACGACUAGACCUACACGAUAUCUCCACGAUCUGGUGCACAUCAUUCCUGCGAAUGGUGUCGUCCACCUCGCUACGGAUGUUGUCCAUCCGCUGUGUAGACUACCCACCGCCGCCUCCGCGCCUCUGUGAAGCGCUCUGUCCCGCGAUCAGUAACCUCCCCGCCGCUUCCUUGAUCACCGACCUCGCUAUCACCUUCCUCGACUCUGGACGCGAACCCUCCGGACACAACACGUACUGGUCGGAAGAUAUAUCCCCUCUCUUCACCCUUACCGCCAUACAGCGUCUCGUCAUCGGAGGCGGUUGCACUACUAUCCUCGACGAUCUCGCGCUCGAGGUGAUAUCAAAGACCUGGCCCGAUCUCGUGGAGCUCGUUCUCGGAUAUAAUACUUGCCGCCGCACAGACGACGAACGUACACUCGAGGCCGACGACUUCCCAUACGCGACACCUUGGGGUCUCGCCCAGCUCGCCCGUCACUGCCCACGUCUGACACAGCUCGCGCUCGCCGUCGACCUCCGCUUCUAUCCCACAUCACACACCGAACCUGACUCCCAGCUCGCGCGGGCUCCUCCUGUGCACCUUUUCGGGCCUGACGUACCCGCACUGCUGGACUUCGACGCGACGGGGUCCCUGCUCGGCGACCCGGUGUGCAUUGCAUCAUUCCUAUCUCUGCUAUUCCCGCAGCUGCGUGGGAUACGGAACGACUCUGUCUCGGAGGCAUGGUGGGAUGUGACUGAUUCAAUCUCGUUCUUCGCGCGAGUGCGAGCGCAGGAGAGGGUGUGGGGGUUAAGGAAGGGGAUGCAGCUUCGCGAGCCGAGCUCAGAAACUUAG
Molecule: messenger RNA, 1779 nt
Organism: Trametes versicolor FP-101664 SS1
Lineage: Eukaryota; Fungi; Basidiomycota; Agaricomycetes; Polyporales; Polyporaceae
Exons: 2
Coding region: 1-1779 (592 amino acids)
Source: RefSeq, a predicted model, not a curated record